GGACAACUCCGCAGAAGUGGGAGCGGGUACCUAUCAAAUUCAGGUACCCGCUCCCUCUCCCUCCCUCCCCAAAGGUCCACAGUCUCUGGUCAUCCCCUGCACUGUCUGCAGUCUCUGGUAAUCUGUAAUAUGUCCCUGGUAUUUUCCCUUUGCUCUGGACUAUGUCCGCAGUCUCUGGUCAUUCCCUGUACUGUGUCCGCAGUCUCUGGUCAUCUCCUGUACUGUGUCCGCAGUCUCUGGUCAUCUCCUGUACUGUGUCCGCAGUCUCUGGUCGUCUCCUGUACUGUGUCUGCAGUCUCUGGUCCAUCUCCUGUACUGUGUCCGCAGUCUCUGGUCCAUCUCCUGUACUGUGUCCACAGUCUCUGGUCCAUCUCCUGUACUGUGUCCGCAGUCUCUGGUCAUCUCCUGUACUGUGUCCUCAGUCUCUGGUCAUCCCCUGUACUGUGUGCGCAGUCUCUGGUCUGUUCCCAUCCUCCCAAUGGGUUUCAGAACAGC
Staurois parvus is the source of this 495-nucleotide messenger RNA. Lineage: Eukaryota; Metazoa; Chordata; Amphibia; Anura; Ranidae. The record is from the annotation of a GenBank genome assembly.